Messenger RNA from Rosa chinensis, 3901 nucleotides. Its product is annotated as disease resistance protein RUN1. The record is from RefSeq and is a predicted model, not a curated record. Gene Ontology annotation, molecular function: ADP binding. Gene Ontology annotation, biological process: defense response; signal transduction. The coding region runs from base 82 to 2622 and encodes 846 amino acids. The transcript has 6 exons. Lineage: Eukaryota; Viridiplantae; Streptophyta; Magnoliopsida; Rosales; Rosaceae.
GCACCAAAAGUUCCUCAAGAGUCCAAGCACCAUUUCCAAUUCCCAAACUCUUUCUGGCUCCCUACAUGGUUUCUGUGGACAAUGAAAAGAGCUUCCUCUUCUCCUAUUUUCAACCCAAAUUCAUGGACAUAUGAUGUGUUUUUGAGUUUUCGAGGUGAGGACACACGGUGUGGCUUUACAGGCCAUUUGCUGAAUUCUUUGGUCCACAAGGGAAUCAACACCUUCAUAGAUGAUGAUGGUCUAACAAGAGGAGAAGAAAUAUCGUCGUCACUUCUCAAAGUAAUUGAAGAGUCAAGGAUUUCGAUCAUCAUAUUCUCCGAAAACUAUGCAUCCUCAAAAUGGUGCCUGGACGAACUGGUUCAGAUUUUUCACUGCCAUGAAUCGAAGCAACAAAUGGUUAGACCAGUUUUUUACAAGGUUGAUCCCUCGGAUAUACGACACCACAAAGGUAGUUUCGGUGAAGCACUGGCUAAGCAUGAAAGGAGGUUAAGGGAGAACGUGGAGAAGGUGAAGUUAUGGAGGACAACACUUACAAAAGCGGCUAAUUUGUCUGGUGACCAUUUCAAGGAGGGGGAGUACGAGUAUAAAUUUAUCAACAACCUUGUUGACGAGAUCUCAGUCCAGCUGCUAAACCAAACAUAUUUGAAUGUGGCCAAGUAUCCGGUUGGAAUUGAGUCUCGUGUACAAGAUAUUUAUCAGCUGUUAAGUAUUGGCACAACUGGCCGUUGUGUAGCAGGGAUAUGGGGAGCUGCUGGAAUUGGAAAAACAACAAUUGCGAAAGCUGUUUAUAAUUCAAUUGGCCAUAGGUUUCAAGGUAGAUGUUUCUUGGAAAAUGUUGGAGAGAAGUCACUGUCAAAUGAAGGCCUACUCCAUCUACAAGAGACUCUACUUUCUGAGACUCUAGGAGGCACAAACCUGAAGGUCGGCACUGUUCAUAAAGGGAUGAAUGUUAUAAAGCAAAGGUUGAGCCAUAAGAAGGUUCUCUUGAUUCUUGAUGAUGUGAAUGAAUUGGAUUGGUUGAGCAACUUAGCUGGAGCUACAGGUUUGUUUGGUGAUGGCAGUAGAGUCAUCAUAACCACAAAAGAUAAGGGGUUGCUAACUCGUAAUGGAAUUAAGUUGAUAUAUGAAGUCAAGACAUUAGAUUGCUACCAAGCUCUUGAACUCUUCAGUUGGUAUGCCUUUGAUACUAAUGAACCUCCCGUAGAAUAUGUUGCACUCGCAAGACGUGCAAUAGACUAUGUUCAACGCCUUCCACUGGCUCUGAAAGUUUUUGGUACUUACUUGGGUACUCUAGAAACCAUAGACCGUUGGCAAACUAUAUUAGAUAGUUACAAAAGUGCUCCUUAUAAAGAGAUUCAAAAACCAUUCAGAAUAUGUUAUGAUGCGUUGGAAGAAGAGGAGAAGCAAGUUUUUCUUGAUAUUGCAUGUUUCUUCAACGGUAAGGAAAAGGACAUUCUGAAAGAACUACUAAAAGAUGAUGAGCUCGAUUUUCCUGAAGAUUAUAUUGAAGUAUUAAUACAAAAGGCUUUCAUUAGUCUUGAUUAUGAUAAUAGGAUUUGGAUGCAUAAUUUGCUCGAACAGAUGGGUAAACAUAUAGCUCGGCAAGAACCACUCACAGAGCCUGGAGAACGUAGCAGACUAUGGUUUCAUAAGGAUGUGUAUCGCGUUCUUACAGAAAAUACAGGAACAAGUAAAAUCAAAGGCAUCUUGGUGAAGUUUCCUAAACCAGUUGAUAUACUCUUGAGCGCUAAAAGCUUCUCAGGGAUGAGUAAUCUUAAAUAUUUUAUAAACUGUAAUGCAUCCCUUUCUGGAUAUUGUGGUUAUCUCCCCUAUAGCUUAAAGUUGAUAGACUGGGGUUGGUGUCAGUUGAAAUCUUUUCCAUCCAACUUUCAUCCAAAGGAACUUAUUGUGCUCCAUAUGCCUCACAGUCACAUCACACAACUGGGGAAAGGACUAAUGAAGUGUCUGACAAAGGUGACAUCUCUAAACUUUGAAGGCUGUAAAUUCCUAAAAAGUAUCUCCGACUUCUCUGGGCUGUCAAACAUGAAGUCCUUGAAUCUACGCUACUGUACAAGCCUUCUGGAAAUUGAUCCUUCUGUUGGAUUUCUUGAAAAUCUAGUGACGUUGGAUCUUGAGGGAUGUACUAACCUUGAGAUGUUUCCAAAUAGAGUUGGCUGGAAAAGUCUGGAAAGUAUCUCUCUUAAAUAUUGCAAAAAGCUGAAGAAAUUCCCUGAAAUUGUGGAGAAGAUGGAAUCCUUGAGAUCUAUAUAUAUGGAAGCCAGUGGAAUAGAAGAAUUGCCUUCAUCGAUUGGAUUUCUCUCUGGACUACACAUUUUAUUUGCAAAUAGAUGUGAAGCCCUUAAAAAUCUGCCAUGCAGUAUUUAUGAGUUCCAACAUCUGUCGUUUCUUGGUCUUAAUCAUUGCCCAAAACUUGUUACACUUCCUAAUAAGUCAAACUCUGAAGUUUCAGUGAGUAAUGUAGGAUCACUUCCCUUGGCGCUUCAAACUAACUCAAACACUUCACAUAGCCCAGCCCUUCCAAAGCUAGGGGCUUAUGCUUCGCAGGAUGCAACUUAUCCAGCUUUGAUUUCCUUGAUAAUCUUGAGUGCUUCUCCACAUUAGAUAUUCUCAUUUUAUCAGGAAGUAGUUUUGUCACUCUUCCUAUGUGCAUUAGCAAAUUUGUUAACUUGGCAAUACUUGAGUUAUGUCGUUGCAAGAAUCUUCGAGUAAUUUUAGAACUUCCACUAAAUAUAAAAUGUAUAUCAGUUGUUGAUUGCAUAUCACUGGAAGUAUUUUCCCUAUUGUCGAAGAUAUUGGAACAUAAGGACAUAUAUCAUAUUCGUAAGAUGGACUUGUCCAAUUGCUCCAGAUUAUGUGACAAUCUGGGCUUGGACGUGGGAAAGAUGGCAAAUCUGUUGGUGAAUCAGGUAGGAAACUCUUGGUUUGAAACUCUAUUUCCAGGAAAUGAAGUUCCGAAGUGGUUCAACUGUCGUAAGGAUGUAUGUGUGCCUGUUGGUGGUAGUGAAACGGAUCAGGUGUUGUGUGAACUAGUAGUUGAAAUCCCUCACAGUUUGAAAUGGGAGGACACAGGAAUGGUUUUAUGUGUUGUUUCUGAAAGUACAGAAGAAUUUGUUGGUGAUUGUUGUUUUCUCAGAGACAAAUUUACAAUCAAUGGACAUUCCCUGGGUCUUUCCUCUCUUGAUGUUUGCUAUGCAUCAAGAGAGGCAGAGUCACCUCAUGUGUGGCUAAAGUAUACAUCAUUACCUGGUUUCUUGAGGCCGAAGCUGGAUAGACAGAGUCCAUCGAUGCCUUAUAUGUGUCAAAUUAUUCUCCGCCGCAUGGGAACAGGGUUGCGCAUUAAAAGCUGCGGUGUCCACCUGGCUUAUGUAUCACAUGGUGGUGAUGGUGAUAAACUGGAAAAUGAAGAUGAUGAAGAGUUCUACAGCUGCCAUUCUGCUGAUGCAACUGAUGAUGCAGAUGCAGAGGAAGUUAAUUCGGAUUGCUUCCAUGAUCAAAGAACAUCUGACAAUGAUGCAGCAAAGAAACUUAUUGGUGACACAAGGUUGGGACUGAGGAAUCCUAAAAAAAGAACUUGGGCUGAUUACAUUGAUGGAAAAUUUUCUGGAUCAGCAGCUCCCUCUGAUACUGUACCAAAGAAGUGAAUUCAAUCUGUUCGUAAUAGGUAGCCUGUCCGUUUUUGUCUAAUGCUCGAUCUGUGUUUAGGUUUCUUUUAAGUUUGUUGAUGGAGGAUUUUACUUUUGUCACAGUGCAUGAAUUUGAGCUAGAGUUAUAUAUUGGGGUUGUCUUUGAGUAUUUGGGUGUCCUCAGAAGGAAUUAUAAUGGAAUUUAUCUCAUUAUAUAACUUUAUUGCUAUAUAGUAUAUAGAAGCAGCUUUUUGAUG